Panicum hallii is the source of this 682-nucleotide messenger RNA. RefSeq lists its product as uncharacterized. The coding region runs from base 65 to 682 and encodes 205 amino acids. Lineage: Eukaryota; Viridiplantae; Streptophyta; Magnoliopsida; Poales; Poaceae. The transcript has 3 exons. The record is from RefSeq and is a predicted model, not a curated record.
AUAGCAGUCCUAUUGCCUACCUAGGUCAUGACAGCAAACUCCGGACUUUGCAACCCCGACGCCGAUGCAUGCCGCGUGGAUGGACUCUGGAUCGGCCGGAUCGCGUGGAGCGGCUUCCAGGCGGGCCACGUAUCUUAGUCACUGGCGGCUCGGCUCCAGGCGUGUCCUGCCCGGCUGCCCCUGCGUCACGGCCGCUUGCCACCACACGCUGCUGGAGAAGACCUGCACGCUGCCGCUGACGCCUCCUUCCUCGUCUGCCCGCAUGGCCUCUUCCUCCUUCGACGUUGAUUGGAGGAGCUCAUCAUCCUCCAAUCUCAGGAACAAGCACUCAGAAAUUCAGAUGCUCGCCAUUGGAAGCAAGUAUUCAGAAAUUCAGAUGCUCAUAACUGGGAAGCAGGCAACCACAUGGAAAGGGAGGAGGAAGAGGCGGCGGCAGGACGCGACGACGUGGAGACACAGGCGGCGCCGGCAUAUGGAGCGGCAGCCGAGCUUAGAGCUGGCGCCGGGCGAAAUAGCGCCUGGGAGCCGAGCCGCCGCGCCUGCAGGAACGAUGUCCGCACUCCUCCUCCUCAUCACGAGUCCUCGUCGCAAUCCGCCCGAUGGCCGCGGGAUCCACGCGUCGCGUCGCGAGAGCAGGUAUGCCCAUGAUCCAGUUUGCCUACCGGUGGCAUUUAAGGAAUGA